Sander lucioperca (pikeperch) is the source of this 311-nucleotide messenger RNA. Its product is annotated as ribonuclease inhibitor-like. The coding region runs from base 66 to 302 and encodes 78 amino acids. Gene Ontology annotation, molecular function: protein binding. Lineage: Eukaryota; Metazoa; Chordata; Actinopteri; Perciformes; Percidae. The record is from RefSeq and is a predicted model, not a curated record. The transcript has 2 exons.
UUAAAGAUGUAUUAUGAAUCUGGACCAAAAUGUACCUGGACAACAAACAAACAUAAAACAAACACAUGGCUCCACAUGUUGACAGAGGGUUCCUGUGUGUUGUUCUGUGUGUUUGCAGUCUGUCAGGCUGUCUGAUCUCAGAGGAAGGCUGUUCUUCUCUGGUCUCAGCUCUGAGCUCCAACCCCUCCCAUCUGAGAAAGCUGGACUUGAGCUACAAUCAUCCAGGAGACUCAGGAGUGAAGUUACUGUCAGAGGGACUGAAUGAUCCUCUCUGGAGACUGGACACUCUCAGAUUCCUGUGAACUCACACU